CCAAAGAAAGACACUUAUUAAAUUCCCAUCCUCACUCCAAAACCCUCUCCCUUUCUCUCCUAUAUUAAGCCUUACAACCAACUCUCUCUUUUCAAACUCCCUUUAGUUUUCAUUUUCUUUCUCUCUUUUCUCGCAAACCAAACACAACCAAAACACAUACAUAUUUUCUAGCCAUGGUGGUGCCGCCUCCGACUCCCUGUCAAAAACUGGCGGCCGCGGCGGAGCUGCCAGUAAUAGACUUAUCACGGAGUGAUAAGUCGAAGGUAUCGGAGGAGAUAGUGAGAGCGUGCGAAGAGUGCGGAUUCUUUAAGGUUAUAAACCACGGUGUUCCUCGAGAUGUUAUAGCGAAAAUGGAAGAGCAGAGCCUGGGUUUUUUUGGUAAACCGGUUGAUGAAAAAAACCAGGCUGGACCUGCUAAUCCGUUCGGUUACGGUUGUAAGAAUAUUGGGUUUAAUGGUGAUAUGGGUGAAGUUGAAUAUCUUCUGUUUAAUACUCAUCCUCUCUCCAUUGCCAAUACUUCUAAAUCUAUCUCCAAUGAUCCUUUUCAAUUCAGCUCUGCUGUGAGUGGAUACAUAGAAGCAGUUAGAGGGGUGGCAUGUGAGAUAUUAGAUCGGAUGGCAGAGGGGCUGGGGGUCCCACACACCUCAGUGUUUAGUCAGCUAAUCAGAGACGUUGACAGUGACUCAAUCCUCAGGCUCAAUCACUACCCUACUCUUCUCUCCUCCAACCAUAACGACACGUCACCUUCUUGCAACGCCAAUCGAGUUGGCUUCGGCGAGCAUUCUGACCCUCAGAUCUUGACGCUCUUGACAUCCAACGACGUGGGUGGCCUUCAGAUUUCCCUAAAUGACGGUGUGUGGGUCCCUGUUUCACCUGACCCCACUGCCUUCUGUGUUAAUGUUGGUGAUGUCUUACAGGCUAUGACAAAUGGGAGAUUUGUGAGUGUUAGGCAUAGAGCCGUGACCAAUGCAUACAAGUCAAGAAUGUCAAUGGCGUAUUUCGCUGCACCACCUCUCGACGCCACCAUCGCCGUACUUCCGGAGAUGGUCACACCGGUUAAACCUUCCUUGUAUAGGCCUUUCACCUGGGCUGACUAUAAAAAAGCUGCUUACUCUCUCCGCCUCGGAGAUAGCCGCCUUCAACUAUUCAGCAGGAACGGGGAAGAGCGACGAUCGUGAGUUGCUUGAGUCGUAGAUGGUUGAUGUGUUUUUGUACCCUUCAAUGGGAAUUUUGGUUACAUCACAUAGUUACCACUCACAGAUGGAAAAUUUAGUAGUAGUCUAGUAAAUGGUUUCUACUAGUUCAGUUUAGAAAUUAGUGUAAAAUUCCGAUCCCUCAAUUACAGCCUUAAUUAUCUGCAAUAGUUAUAAUAGAUAAAUCAUGCUUAACUA
This is a messenger RNA of Mercurialis annua (annual mercury), 1391 nucleotides long. RefSeq names its product gibberellin 2-beta-dioxygenase 2-like. NCBI's taxonomy places the organism in Eukaryota, Viridiplantae, Streptophyta, Magnoliopsida, Malpighiales, Euphorbiaceae. Bases 174 to 1178 code for a protein of 334 amino acids. The record is from RefSeq and is a predicted model, not a curated record. The transcript has 3 exons. Gene Ontology annotation, biological process: gibberellin catabolic process; response to light stimulus.